Solanum stenotomum is the source of this 1515-nucleotide messenger RNA. Its product is annotated as cytochrome P450 71D7-like. The transcript has 3 exons. The coding region runs from base 1 to 1515 and encodes 504 amino acids. The record is from RefSeq and is a predicted model, not a curated record. NCBI's taxonomy places the organism in Eukaryota, Viridiplantae, Streptophyta, Magnoliopsida, Solanales, Solanaceae. Gene Ontology annotation, molecular function: oxidoreductase activity, acting on paired donors, with incorporation or reduction of molecular oxygen; heme binding; monooxygenase activity.
AUGCAAAUCUUUAGUCUAGUUUACAUUUUCCUUUUUCUAUCUUUCCUCUUUUUGCUAAGAAAAUGGAAAAACUCCAAUAGCCAAACAACUAAAAAAUUACCUCCAGGUCCAUGGAAACUUCCUUUAAUAGGAAGCAUGCAUCACAUUGUUGGUGGAUAUCCACAUCAUGUCCUUAGAGAUUUGGCAAAAAAAUAUGGUCCUCUAAUGCACCUUCAACUUGGUGAAGUUUGUGUUGUUGUUGUUACUUCUUCUGAGAUGGCUAAACAAGUACUAAAAACUCAUGACCUCGCUUUUGCAUCUAGGCCUAAACUCUUGGUCACGGAUAUUAUCACUUAUGAUAGUCGUGACAUCGCCUUUAGCCCUUAUGGUGACUACUGGAGACAAAUGCGUAAAAUUUGUGUCAUGGAACUGUUGAAUGCAAAGAAUGUCCGGUCAUUCAGUUCGAUUAGACAUGAUGAGGUUGUUCAUCUUAUCGACUCUAUACGAUCAUCUUCAUCUUCUGGAGAGCCAGUUAAUUUUACAGAAAGGAUGAUUUGGUUUGCAAGCUCCAUGAUAUGUAGAUCAGCAUUUGGUCAAUUACUAAAAGAUCAAGACAUAUUUAUAAAACUAAUUAGAGAAGUGUUAAGAUUAGCAGAUCAAGGCUUUGAUAUGGCUGACAUUUUCCCUUCCUACAAGUUUCUUCAUGGUCUUGGUGGAGUGAAGAAAAAAAUUCUAGAUGUACACUGUAAAGUAGAUUCAAUUGUUGAGGAUGUCAUCAAUGAGCACAAGAAGAAUUUUGCAAAUCACAAGACUAGUGAUGAUGCAUUGGGAGGUGGUGAAGACCUAAUUGAUGUCCUACUAAGACUUAUGAAGGAUAAAAGUCUUCAAUUUCCCAUCAACAACCACAAUAUCAAAGCUAUUAUUAUUGACAUGUUUACUGGUGGAACGGAAACUACAUCAACAACAACUAUAUGGGCUAUGGCUGAAAUGAUGAAAAAUCCAAGUAUAUUCGCCAAAGCUCAAGAAGAAGUGCGAGAAUCCUUUAGAGAUAAAGUAAAGUUUGAUAAAUAUGAUGUCGAGGAGUUGAAAUACCUAAAGUUAGUCGUUAAAGAAACUCUAAGACUCCAUCCACCAAUUCCACUUUCGGUCCCAAGAGAAUGUAGGGAAGAGACGGACAUAAACGGCUACACUAUUCCUGUGAAGACUAAAGUUUUGAUUAAUGUUUGGGCAUUGGGAAGAGAUCCAAAAUAUUGGGAUGACGCUGAAAGCUUUAAGCCAGAGAGAUUUGACCAGUGCUCUGUGGACUUUAGUGGUAAUAGUUUUGAAUUUCUUCCCUUUGGUAGUGGGAGGAGGGUUUGUCCUGGGAUAUCAUUUGGUUUAGCUAAUAUUUAUUUGCCAUUGGCUCAAUCGCUUUAUCACUUCGAUUGGAAACUCCCUACUGGAAUGGAGCCAAGAGACUUGGACUUGACUGAAUCGGAUGGAAUAACUGCCAGUAGAAAAAAUGACCUUUACUUGAUUGCGACUCCUUAUCAAUAA